UUAGACUUUGUUCCUAUCCCGUGUAUAAAGGACACCUUGUGUUUCACCAGCCACUUUGCCUUCGAGGGAAGCGUGGAUGCAGGGAGUGACCUUGAAUCCUGGGUGGCCUACCUGAAGCAGAUUGGCAGGCAAUGAUGUUACCUUAUGGAAGAGAGAGUCCAGUCCAAUGCCGCCGACCUACAGGAGGAGGAAGGGUCUUGCGGGCACCACCGUAUUCCUACUGCCCCAGCCCCCAAGCUCUACAGAGGAUCCCUGACCCUAGAGCAUAUCUGUUCCCCACAGUCAGUACUGUGAGUCAUCUGGACCAUGAGUACCUUUGCCCAGGUUCUCCUGGGAAGUUGUCUGAAACCAUGGAGAAGUAUGAACUGGACACUCAUUCCUCCAAGCCAUGGAAGAGCCCCCACACAGGCUUGGACGAAGGGCAGAAACCAGCACUUGGAAGAUGGGCAAGGACCAAAUCCAUCCUCAACUCCAUUCUCAAGGUGCCUCUGAUGUUUGGCUUUUUGUACCUGUUUGUGUGCUCCCUUGAUCUGCUGAGCUCUGCUUUCCAGUUGGCAGGAGGUAAAGUAGCCGGGGACAUUAUCAACGACAGCGUCAUCCUCUCCAACCCAGUGGCAGGGCUUGUGGUGGGAAUCCUGGUCACCGUCCUGGUUCAGAGCUCCAGCACCUCCUCCUCCAUCAUCGUCAGCAUGGUCUCCUCGGGGCUGCUGCAGGUACAUUCCGCCAUCCCCAUCAUCAUGGGUUCCAACAUUGGCACUUCAGUCACCAACACCAUUGUGGCACUGAUGCAGGCCGGUGACAGAGAUGAAUUUAAGAGGGCCUUUGCAGGGGCCACCUUACACGACUGCUUCAACUGGUUGUCAGUGCUGGUUUUGCUGCCUCUUGAAGUGGCCAGUGGCUAUCUGCACUACAUCACCACGGUGACUGUGGCAACUCUCAACUUCCCCAGUGGACAGGACGCUCCAGAGCUUCUGAAAGUAAUCACAAAGCCCUUCACUAGCCUCAUUAUCCAGCUGGAUAAGUCGGUGAUUACAGGCAUUGCUACAGGUGAUGAGAGUUUGCAAAACAAGAGUCUGAUCAAGGUGUGGUGUAAAGCAUCAGCUCCACAGAUUUCUUCCUUGAGCACUAGAGGAAGGUUCCUGAACUGCAGCUCCCGUGCCCUAUGCAGCCUGGACAGUGUUGGGAACCUCAGCAGGGCUGUGAAAGAGAAAUGCCAUCACCUAUUUGUGGACACCUCUCUGCCAGACUUGGCUGUGGGCCUCCUGCUGCUGGCUGCCUCACUCAUUAUGCUGUGCACCUGCCUGAUCAUGCUGGUCAAGAUGCUCAACUCUGUGCUCAAAGGCCAUGUGGCCACAGCAAUCCAGAAGGUCAUCAACACAGAUCUGCCAUACCCUUUUGGCUGGGUUGCUGGCUACUUCGCCAUGCUUGUUGGUGCUGGAAUGACCUUUAUUGUACAGAGCAGCUCAGUCUUCACUUCAGCUAUCACACCACUUAUCGGCCUUGGGCUGAUUAGCUUGGAACGUGCUUAUCCACUCACCCUUGGUUCCAACAUCGGAACAACCACCACAGCUAUCCUAGCUGCCCUGGCAAGUCCAGGAGACAAGAUGGCCAGUGCCUUCCAGAUUGCUCUUUGCCAUUUCUUCUUCAACAUCUCUGGAAUCUUACUGUGGUAUCCCUUGCCUUGCACCCGUCUGCCCAUUCAGAUGGCCAGAGCACUAGGUGAGCAGACGGCCAAAUACCGCUGGUUUGCCAUCUUCUACCUAUUCAUCUGCUUCCUGCUAUUGCCGUUGCUGGUUUUUGGACUCUCCAUGGCAGGAUGGCAGGUCCUGGUGGGCGUGGCAGCCCCUUUCCUGUGCCUCCUGGCUUGUGUGACCUUUGUCAAUGUCAUGCAGUCACGAAGUCCCGACCGACUGCCCCGGUGGCUCCAGAGCUGGGACUUCCUGCCGUACUGGAUGCACUCCUUGCAACCCAUGGAUGAGCUGAUCACUAGGACCACACUGUGUUGUGCUGGUCGCCGCUCAAGCAGCCAAGAAGAACAGAGUGAUUUAUCUCCUCAGAUUAAAGCCAGUCUCUCAAUCACCUCCUUAGAGGAAUUGUCACUACCACCAAGGCUGUCUCCCCAACUAAAUUCACCACCAGUGCAAAAUGCUACCCACCUGUAACCUGUGUUGGAACAUAACCUCAUUGCUGCCUGCAGAUAGUGGUGCUCAGUAGAAAAGCAAUGGUAGACCUGACCUCUGAAAACCAAAAAGUGCACCUGCCAC
Molecule: messenger RNA, 2264 nt
Organism: Lacerta agilis (Sand lizard)
Lineage: Eukaryota; Metazoa; Chordata; Lepidosauria; Squamata; Lacertidae
Gene: SLC34A1
Product: solute carrier family 34 member 1
Exons: 13
Coding region: 132-2162 (676 amino acids)
Biological process (GO): sodium-dependent phosphate transport; intracellular phosphate ion homeostasis
Cellular component (GO): vesicle; brush border; apical plasma membrane
Molecular function (GO): sodium:phosphate symporter activity
Source: RefSeq, a predicted model, not a curated record